Lachnellula hyalina is the source of this 2391-nucleotide messenger RNA. RefSeq lists its product as uncharacterized. Bases 1 to 2391 code for a protein of 796 amino acids. Gene Ontology annotation, biological process: eisosome assembly. The record is from RefSeq and is a predicted model, not a curated record. The transcript is spliced from 3 exons. Lineage: Eukaryota; Fungi; Ascomycota; Leotiomycetes; Helotiales; Lachnaceae.
AUGGCGCAAACCACGAAACCCCAUACAUCUCCCCGCAAGCUCGAAGACCAAGCUGCUUUGGCCGCCUUGUACGUCACUAAACACAACACCUCAAAGGAUGGGCACAGAUACCUAGACGGCGACCAUAAAUUAUCAUCUGCAGGCGCAGCAGCAUCCCUCAAAUACGCCCAACCCAAAGACCUACCGAGCUACCCCAUCGCCGGCCUCAAAGAUCAGGAUUCAGCUGCAGGUGCAGCAGCGAGCUCGGGAUGGGCAAACCAGAAACCAUUUGAACAUUGGAAAUCAGAUCCCUCAGCUUCCGCGUCGGCCGCUGCCAUGCUGGCCAAGGAUUACAAGAUGGCACCUCUAUGGCAACCAGAAGCGAGCGCGGACGGCGCAAAAGCAGCCGUAUUGGCACACAGGGACGGUGGAAAGGUCGAAAUUUGGCAACCAGAAGCAAAUGCUUGGGGCGGUUCUGCCGCAGCCCAGGCAUUCAAAAAAUAUGGCGCGGGGACACUGUCCCCCCAACUGAACUAUGGAUAUACCGCGCUCGGCCGUCGAGGCUCACUUAUGGCUGCGACAGGUGCUAUGGCCAAUAGUAGAAAACGAGCAGAAUCGAAUCCCACACCUAUCGUAAAGGUCGAUACUUAUCCGGAUGAGUCAAGAGCCGCAAGCAAUGCUCUUAGUGCUGCUACUUCUUCGAUGAAGAAAAAGCGUCCCACUGGCCAUAUUGAGGGUGGAUCUGUUCCUUUUACUAAUUUGGGAAGAGAAAUGUACACUUCCCAUCCUCCAGUGGCACCUGAGGUGGAGGAGCAGAACAGAAACAAUGUUCUCCGUGCCUCUGCUGUUGCGAUGGCGAAGCAAAUGUACAAUGACCAGCAGACUCACAUUGACGCAGCAACUGACGCUCACCAUGGAGCAGUUGCCGCACAUGGCCGGCACGGCUCAGUUUCGACUACGGGUGAGGAAGCGACACCGAUGAGCCUUGUCAAUCUUCAAGAAGCAGCUCAAAGGCUCGCUCAGGAGCGUCUUGCGAAAUUGCACGACGAGCAUGCAAAGAACAGAGAGUACCGCGAUUACUACUCGAGCGAAGGUGCUGCUGCCACUUCAAAGCAUAGUUCUUAUGCUCCUCCUUCCAAAUUGACAAUAAGAGGCAGGCAGAGGCGCCGAGCAUCUAGUACUGGAACCGUGGACAGUGAUGAGGAGCAGUCCAACAGGAUCCGCGCACAAAUGUCUAUGUUCUCGAGCAACUUGUCCCAGGUCGAUACAAAAAAACGACAGCACGACAGAGAAGCGCUCAUCGCCGCAGCUCAGCGCAAUGUAACAAAAAGCCUGCAUGGAAUGGACGAAAGGGUUUUUGCGGACACAGGCAAGAUUGGCCCAUCUCUCCUCAGUGAGUGGGAAGUCAAGGCACAUGCUGCAGCUCAAGCGAAGAGUGAUACUCGUAUGGAAAACUAUGGCAAAGUUAAUAUAGGGGGUGGGAAGUUCGUCAAUCAGAGCGCAAUUGACCUGGUUGCUCAGAAGAAUGUUCAGCCAGUCUUGGAUGAAAUCAACGAGAAGGCCGAGCAACAGCGGGUUCGACAAGCCGAGAUUCAGUUGGAGCAAGAUACGCAGAGACGAAAGGAUGCCGAGAAAAAGACGCAGGAGAAAGAAAAGAAGGAUAUCAAUAAGCAGUUGAAGCAAAAAGACAAAGAAGAACGAAAGGGCAGGGAGGCUGAAGAGAAAGCUGCCAUGGAUGAAGACAAGCGCCUCUCAAAAGAGAAGCGCAGGUCCCAGAAAGCUGAUGCGAUUCCUGUAGUUGCAACCACUACCACAGCCAGCGGCGAAGGCGCAGAAGUAACGCCUGCAUCCCCUGAGCCGGUCGCUGCCAACCCCGUCACAGCCGCUGGCCCAUCACCAAUUCGUACUUCCAUGGAAGAUCAAGCCAGUCUGCGCAUCCGCGAGGCCGCCUCCUCAGCCAAUAAAGAUGAGCCAACGCCAAUCAACACCUCACCCACCUCGUCCAAAGACGACGGUAAGGUCAAGAACUGGCUCAAGAACCGCUUUUCCCGCCGUCAAUCCCGUGGUCAGAAAUCGGGCCCCGAGGAACCAGAAACGAACAAUCAAACUUCUUUCGUCGGCGGCGCUGCUUUGACAGGCGCUUCUGCGAAUAACUCUACUGUUAGUCUUGGGCAGAAGAGCACGGGUGUCACAAGCCCACUCACCAGCCCCGCUGUCAAGGAUGAGGAACCUGAAGAUGAGAGACUUGGAAGGUCUGUUAAGCGUAAGGAUAGUGAUGUUAGUGAGCUGAGCGAAGCCGACUUCCAGGAGGCGAGAGAUGGGUUUGAUGAGGAUCUGGCACCUCCGCCUACGUUUGUUGCGGGGAAGUCAAGUAGUCCGGCGAGAGAGACUAAGUUUGUUGAGGCUAUCUAG